This is a messenger RNA of Rhagoletis zephyria (snowberry fruit fly), 1068 nucleotides long. RefSeq lists its product as uncharacterized. The record is from RefSeq and is a predicted model, not a curated record. NCBI's taxonomy places the organism in Eukaryota, Metazoa, Arthropoda, Insecta, Diptera, Tephritidae.
AGGCAAAAAGUAAAUAAACAUUUAUUUAAUUGAAGAAAAUUUCCAAAACACUUGUCUAUAAUUGCCCUACUCAACGCCACAUGCAGGAAAUUUGGUGCUUCUUCAAGCUACUCGAAGUGCUGCUGGGCAUUGGCUGCCUUACAUUUCACGUGCUGGGCUUCGUUCAAACCGACCCGCUGCCACACAAUCUCUUCUAUUGCGGCACCUUCGCCAGCUUUACGGUGUACUCAUUGCUCGGCAUUCUCAAUAUUUGCUGCGGCCGCGGUCGCAAUGAGAUAAUGGAAGCCAUCCCCACAACAUUGGGCGCGCUGGCACACUUCGGGGCAUCACUGUUGUCCAUGUAUCAUGCAGAGAAUGAUUUUCAAUUGCUGUUUCUCUCUGACUUUGAGGAGCCACGGCACCCCUUCUUUUUCUAUUGCAAGGCGCAAAGUAUCGCCGCACUGGCAACUGGCGGCAUGUACAUGUUGCAUGCAACAUUCGCCUUUGAUGCGCUGUUCAUUCGCCCGGAGCCGCAGCGGCCCGAGGAGGGCAUGGAAGAUGUCGAAAUUGAGGAGGAAAUAGAAAUGGUGCCGCGUCAUCGGCGACCAAUAGAAAUGUUUGUGCUUGGCAGAUUAGUGCAUACGAAACUGAUGAGCUUCAAGUGGUUCCAGAUGAUAGCUGCGAAGCCGUGAGGUAAAGGAAAGUCAACGUAAUUCGGGUUGAUUUGGUUUCGAACCUAUAUCAGACUGCUGUUACGUAUGUGCAAUGGGAAUACAUUCAGUAGUCAAUAAAUUUAGCCUACAGAAUUGAAUCAUCUAUUCAAGCAGCUACUUCUAAAUUGAGAUUAUAUUUGAUCGAAACUUUUGAGAUGACUCGGUUUCAAUUGAGCUGAACUAUUGCGGAAACAUCCACGUUACUCUGGCAAUAACUUCAUAAUUUUUUGUAUAAUCGAUGGGAUCGCUGGUUUUGCUUUCUUCAUCCGUCUAAUUGACUUCGGACAGCCUGCCAGCCAAUUAAACCUUUUUGCUACCAGAAAAUUAUGUUUGUAUGUAUAUAGGUACCUGUAUCAACGACACAUCUCCGUUGGCC